Messenger RNA from Phytophthora nicotianae INRA-310, 789 nucleotides. RefSeq lists its product as hypothetical. NCBI's taxonomy places the organism in Eukaryota, Oomycota, Peronosporomycetes, Peronosporales, Peronosporaceae. The transcript is spliced from 2 exons. The record is from RefSeq and is a predicted model, not a curated record. Bases 1 to 789 code for a protein of 262 amino acids.
AUGGCAAACAUGGACGACUACAGCCGUGCCAAAAACCAAGCAAAAGAGAGCGGUGAAACAACGGAGGCUGCGCUUGGAGUUAAUAAUAAUAGUGAGAACGACGAUGACGACCUCACGGGAACGCGCGAUGAUGUCGACGCAGCACUUAAUCGCGCGAAUUCCGCGUGCGAGCCCGCUCGAACUCCAGCUGCCGCCGAAACCGACAGUUUAUACCAUCUCUUCGACGGCGAUGGCAGUGAUAUUGACGAAUCGACUUCGGAGCUCACGUCGAAUUUGCCGGUUUUCCCGAAUGUUGCGUCAGCCAUUUCCAGUAGUAGGUUCCACGGCCUAUUGGGCACAGUCGCUCAAACCACAGCAAGUGUAGCCGUGGAAUCGCGUCGCCACAUUUCAGCAGUGUUUGACAUCUCGCUUGGAGAACUACAGCGAUUCGUUAACGAUACUUUGAAUGACGAGACAGAGCCACAUCGCUCGGAACCAUUUGGAAACGUGCGACCCACCGAAGUCAUUGCCCUGCUUGAAAAUGAACUCGAGAACGUCUGUGAAUGGUCUCCGUUGCCGCCACAACCACCUCCUAACAACGUUUCCCCAUCGCCACCUCUGCGAUCAAGCUGGCACCGCGGCGACGCAGUCCUGAAGACGGCACUGACGGGCAAGCCCGCGACGUUGAUUGGGGGACGAACGCUCGCGAGUUUCCUAAUGCGCCUUCAACACGCCAUCAAUGAGAAGCGUUUUACUUCGUUAGAUCUCCUCGUCAUCGAUGAAGUCUCUAUGAUGACCAAGGUCGAGUGA